AUGUCAAGGCCCAAAGCUGAGUUGACCCUGGCUAGAAUGGCCACUUCCGAAGUCUCGACAUACACUCAAGCGGCAAAUCGUCCUCCAGCCGCACCACAUGCAGCCAGUAAACAACCGCUCUUGGAUUCGAUAAAUCCCUUCCUGUCGGCCCUAUCACUCCUUGAAGGUCUUCUACCCCUCUUUCGCUACAUCAUGCACGCCCAAGUCCUUCACCACGCACACCUCAUGCAAGCGCCUCACCAAUGGCGCUACGCAUCGCAAUUCCACCCUAAUGCGUGUAGCCACCACGGCCCGCAGCAUUUCCGCGGUCGCAUCCGCAGCCCGUGUGGCGCUCGAUAUUUCAGCUGA
This is a messenger RNA of Parastagonospora nodorum SN15, 348 nucleotides long. RefSeq lists its product as hypothetical. Lineage: Eukaryota; Fungi; Ascomycota; Dothideomycetes; Pleosporales; Phaeosphaeriaceae. The transcript is spliced from 2 exons. The coding region runs from base 1 to 348 and encodes 115 amino acids. The record is from RefSeq and is a predicted model, not a curated record.